Molecule: messenger RNA, 261 nt
Organism: Anisakis simplex (herring worm)
Lineage: Eukaryota; Metazoa; Nematoda; Chromadorea; Rhabditida; Anisakidae
Source: the annotation of a GenBank genome assembly
AUGUUCUAUUUGGUUGCGUUGACAGUUUUCGUACUCUUCAUUCUACUUCUACUCGCAAUGUUUGGUGGAUUUUGUGUUCAUUUUCAACGACGUCUCCGUAAAGCAAAGUUGGAAAAAGCCGAAUUGAGCCGCGAGAUUGGCCUAUCGGCCCUAGAUCCUGCGGCACCGAUCAAUAUCUCUGGCAAUCCAAUCUACGAACCAUUCGGCCUAUGCGCUGAUUUACAGCACAUCCCUCGACAAGCAGUCACGUUGAACAAGUGA